AUGACGAGCUGGACUUUUUCGUCAAGGGCAUUGCAUGGGGCCCUCACAAGGAAACUUAUUUGCCUCGAUUGGUUGAGCGCCACAAGCGCCCCAUCUACAUUGCAAGAGGUUAUGCGCCUCCUACAUACUCGCGGCUUGUCAUGGUCCGAUACUAUGGUCCCGACCCUCUUCUGCAAGGCCAUGAAGGAUGGGAUGCGGGUGAGGAGGGUGAAAUCAUGGAGUAUGUCUUCGGCUGGAGGUGGAUCUACGCGGACUGGCCUGGUCCUCUGGUGGAUGAGGUUCAGGAGACCGUGCCCAUGUCAGAAACAACUAGAACUUGUGGGAAGAUGUGUAGUUUCCAUAGAAUAG
Symbiodinium pilosum is the source of this 348-nucleotide messenger RNA. The record is from the annotation of a GenBank genome assembly. NCBI's taxonomy places the organism in Eukaryota, Dinophyceae, Suessiales, Symbiodiniaceae.